AUGGAAAACGAAAAAGUAGCCCCCGUUGAUUCCGGCAGCCCACUUUUUUUGUCCGGCGAUGGCUUUGAACCGGCCGGCGUUCUUUUCCCCCACGCCGUCUUUCACUUUCCUUCAAAGGAGAAGAAAGAGGCUUGCGAUUUUAUUGACAAGAUUGCCGACAAGCACCGUCGCUUGUGUGAAGAGAGGCAACGGCUGGGCCUCAAAAGGCAAACGCUCGAGGCUCGCAUCGCUCGGGAGGAGAGGAAGAUACGGGCUUUGGAAAGUGAUCCCUUUCAAUGGGAAUGGCGGAACUUCGAUUCUGUUGCUGAGAUCCCGAAGAUGCUUCGGAUGUAUCUCCGUGCUAGAGGAGUUCCGGGUCCUGUAAAUGCUCCGGUCCAUACCGUUCCAUCUGAUAGCGAGGAAGAAGACGAGGAGGAGGCCAGCACCUGUCGGAAACGCGUUCGGGAUCAUCCCGAAGUGGAUGCCAAGAACAAGGCGUUCACUUCGAAGACUAAACCGGCGAUGAAGGAGCCUGUUCCUGAGCCUCUUCCAUAA
Arabidopsis lyrata subsp. lyrata is the source of this 534-nucleotide messenger RNA. RefSeq lists its product as uncharacterized. The record is from RefSeq and is a predicted model, not a curated record. The transcript has 2 exons. Bases 1 to 534 code for a protein of 177 amino acids. NCBI's taxonomy places the organism in Eukaryota, Viridiplantae, Streptophyta, Magnoliopsida, Brassicales, Brassicaceae.